AUGCCAAGACCCCAAACCAUCGGCCGAAAGCAACGUCGGGGCUGGCCCGUGCGGCCGAAUGGAGUUCCCCAGACUAUCGGCUGCUCGGCCUCAAAAUUUUCCAGAGACAAGCAUUUGAGGUCCCCGCGCGUUCCCGCCGCCGCUCCGUCAACGGGCCAAAAUAGCAUGGUCGUCCUGGCUCUCUGCACGGAGUCGGGCUCCUCACCACACCUCCUCGCCACGAAUUCCGACCCAGAGCUCCAGAGGAUGACUCCUUUUAUCCCCAGCUCCAGCCAGCCCGGUGGAGACCAGGCCGGUCACAUCAUCGGUUCGAUGGAUAACGUUUGCGUGUCAUUUUGA
This is a messenger RNA of Sordaria macrospora k-hell, 339 nucleotides long. RefSeq lists its product as uncharacterized. NCBI's taxonomy places the organism in Eukaryota, Fungi, Ascomycota, Sordariomycetes, Sordariales, Sordariaceae. The record is from RefSeq and is a predicted model, not a curated record.